Haplochromis burtoni (Burton's mouthbrooder) is the source of this 5696-nucleotide messenger RNA. It is a transcript of the gene plekhg7, whose product is annotated as pleckstrin homology domain containing, family G (with RhoGef domain) member 7. Gene Ontology annotation, molecular function: guanyl-nucleotide exchange factor activity. The record is from RefSeq and is a predicted model, not a curated record. The transcript has 17 exons. The coding region runs from base 342 to 2570 and encodes 742 amino acids. Gene Ontology annotation, biological process: Rho protein signal transduction. NCBI's taxonomy places the organism in Eukaryota, Metazoa, Chordata, Actinopteri, Cichliformes, Cichlidae.
AGAGAGAGCAGAGCAGUCGCACCUUUCACAGCUCUGAACAAUGAAACGCUCCACUCCUUCCUUCACUUCUCUCUACACGGACCAGCAGUAGGAGCUCCACUCUGGAGGAACAAAUAAGAAAUAACUUAAUAUUCGGCCUUGUAUCCAGACAUCCAGCAGGACUCCCCUCGGCCAGCCUUCACCGCGAGCUGUCGGUCCGAGUGGUCGCGAGGCACCGGAGGAUGAAACAGAAUCAGGAGAAGUAAAGCGAUGUGAACGGUGACUGGAAUGUAGGAUUAUCAUCUGAGCUCGAGUGGAAGGAGAAAAAAAAUCAGACUAUAAGAUUACACAUUUCCUGAUCUAUGCAGCCCUACAAUGCCUUUGAGGUUGCAAUGUCUUCUCUAAAGCACGUUAUUCUGCAGGAUAAGGACACGGACAAUGAAAAGAAGCUGGACUGGAGCUACAUCGAAUGGGAUGAAAAUGAAGUUGUCACAACAGGUGUGGCGGAUGCUGAGACGCAAACGGACUCGCCAUCUUUUGAGCACAAAGAGAGCCAGACCAGUAACCCAGUCAUAAUGCACAUAGAUCUCAAACGGACACACUCCAAAAUGAGACAUUUGUCUUUGGUAAACCUAGACAACUCGGCUCCACCUUUCUUUCAGUUUGACCGCCAGGCCCCUGGACGUAUCUCCACAUCUCCCACCUUGAGGAGGAUGAGGAGCACCCGACGUCCUCAGAUAGAUUUUAGAGAGCCUCACAGGAUGGGGAGCACUCAGGAAGAGCAAUCAUCUGCAAGCACGGGAUCCCCCAUAAGUCCCCUGUCACCAGGACACCGAGUAGAUUCACCUCUUGCAGCGAGCCCACUCUCUGACGGGGAGGCCGAUCAUCAGCCAGUGUCAUCCUCAGGCCAACAGCGAAGCAGAUCGCAUAGAUCAAAGACUUUUGACAACAGUAUCACUUCUGUGGAACAAGAAUGUCACAGUGCUCAUCCUUUUCUUAUUAAAGACAAUGGAUUUCCUGAGGAUGAAGUUCAGGAGAAGGAAUCCUGCCAUGAUAGGCUUUAUCAGAGGAGACGGAGCUCCGUCGUCGUGAGUUUGCCCGGCUUGGAUGUUUCUCCAGGAGAUCUUUUCGUGUCCAAUGGAGCAGCUGACUUACUAAAUGACUCAAACUUCGCAGAUACCAAGAAGUCAAAGUGGCCUUUUUCGAGGCGUAGUACGAGUAAAGGCAAGCCGCAGACAUGCACGGUGUCAGAUAUUGAGAAAUAUCUCUCAACUGCGCAGAUUCAAGACUGGAGAAACUUGGAGCUUCAGAGAUAUAAGGACUACUCUCUGGCUGAGUUCCUGCAAGACCAGUCUUCCCAGGUCAGUGCUUCCUCUGACCCGCAGGGCUUCAAGAGACAAGAGACCAUCUGGGAGCUCUUCACCAGCGAGUGUGUUUACUUCAUGGAUCAACUCAUGGUUCUCAAAGAGGUGUUUUCGGCUACGCUCACAAACCUGCAGGUGACCAACUGCCUGACUGAUAUCGACUCAUGGAGGCUGUUUGCGAAUCUCAAUGAGCUUUGCCUGGUGAGCUCAGGUUUCCUAAACAGCCUCCUCCGCGUUAUCAAGAACAUGUUGGAGAUUACUGAGGGUGGCAGUCCCACCCUGCUGGAUCUGCUGGGGAAGGCUUUCCAGGAGAGCAUAUGCCACUGCCUGCAGACGUAUUGCCUCAACUACUCCACGGCUCUUCUGUAUCUGGACAGUCUGAAGCCCAGAGAGGACUUUGGGACUUACGUGAAGUGGUGUGAAAGGAGCAAGCAGUGCCGAAGGCUUCACCUGCGUGACCUGCUGGUGGCACCGCUGCAGAGGCUAACUCGAUACCCGCUGCUGUUGCGGAAUAUCGCAAAGAGAUGCCAGAAGGAGGACGAAGCCCGAGGGCUGGAACUUAUAGCAGAACAAGUGGAUAAAUCGAUAUGUGAUUUAGAAGGAAAGGUCAAAUGGCUGGAUAACUACCAGAAAGUGAAACAGUUGAGAGAUGCCCUGGUUUGGCUGCCUGUAUGGGAGAGGGACAAGCGUGCUUUCAUCCCUGAGAAUCUGAAACAUCUUCUGAAGGCUGUCACACUGGAUAAUCUGAUUUCUCACAGGAGUCUGCUGCACGAAGGGAAACUCGUCCUCACAGAGAACGCAAAGCUCAUAGACGUCUAUAUGUUCCUCUUUGAUGAAUUCUUGCUGAUUACAAAGAUGAAGAGAAACAAGAAGAGGUCUGUAGGUCCAGAGCAGAAUCCUCUGAAAAACCUGGAGCUGGAUCAGAUGCUGAAGGAGGGAUGCACCUUCACGGUUCUCGACCAGCCAAUCUCUCUGGAUCGACUCCAACUUAGAAACAUCGAUCAACUUAAUGCCUCCUCAUCGGGGUUGCCUCAUUCUUUCAUAGUAAUGCACCAGAACCGCUACCAACAGUGUAUUGGUGCAUUCAUCCUGCAAGCUGCGUCAGAGGCUGUCAAGAGAGUAUGGAUGUCAAAGAUAGAGGGCGCAGUGACGGCGCUGCUGAAGCAGGACUCUCAGCAGACACGAGUAAAGAGCUCCUCGCUGUGGCUGGAGUCUUCGCAGAUAUGACCCAUCAAGCAGAACUAGAAGCCAUGUGAAAAAGUUUCUACUGUUAAUGUGCACUUCACUGCCCCCUGAUGUCUUGUAAAUGACUGCACUAGCACUAGGAUGAUUUUGUAAACGGUUUGACUGUGAAGGCAGCUGCUACAGUAGUGUAAAAUAAACAUCUCAUCAUGUAGUAAAACGUUGGGUUUAGAAUUCCACACAUCAUUUCAUGCAGUUUUUAAAUUGUCUGUGAGCUAUUGAUCACUUCUGAUGUUUCAUAGUGCUUCAUACAGUACUGUGCAAAAGUCUUCAGCCACCCCUAAUUAUUUAAUAUUUUAAAAAUAGGAUAUAGGUGCAUUCUAAAGAGCUUGAAAGUUUAGUAUGACCACUGCAGCUUGAUCUCUUAGGCACGCUUUUUGUAACUUCUUACAGUCCUCCAGGAACAGUUCUCCAGGCUUCUUGAAAGACAUUCAAGGCUCUUCUUUUGAUGUUUCUCACUUUUGUUUCAUUUUCUGUGCAGACGAUCCCACACUGCUUUAGUAAUGUUGAGGUCCAGGUUUGUUUUUAUAUCCAGGUAUGGUUUUACUGCACUGACAGUAUGUAUCAUUGUCAUGCUGAAAAAUGAAGCCGUUGCCAAUUAGAUGCUUUCCAGGUGUUAUUGCAUAGCAGAUGGUGGUGAUGGUAUUUUCCUGCAUUUAUAAUACAUGUACGAUUAAUUCUGACAAGAUCUCAGACACCACUGGCUGAAAUGCAGCCUCCACCGUGGUUUACAGAUGGCUGUGGACCUUCACUGCCGCUCCUCUCUCCUGAGCUCCUUUCAAAUUGUCAUCAAUACGUAUAAACUAAAAGAAAAUUUGGAUUCAAGACCCGUUACCACUCAUUUUCUAUCUGUUUGCCUUCCUUAAUAAUGACUUCUUGACAGCCACCCUUCACCUGAGACCAGUGCCAGAUCCAGUAUUUGAUGGAUUUUCCAUCUGUUCUUCUUUUGUCAUCCACUCAUCUUUUUAAGGACAUACUGCACAGCAUCCAAGAUAUGCCAAGUUCCAAGUAGUCUGCAAGCUGUAGAUACUACACUGGUUCAGCCCUUUUUAUGGUUGAAUGAUUCAUAGCACACUCUUAAGUUCCUUAACAAAAAAAAUAUUGUCUGAAUUGUCAGGUUCAAGGACAGGACUGAAAAUUAGGAAAACUUUGAAAGACCUCCAGAAAGCCUGGAAGAGGAAGAAUAUUAAUUAUAUUAGCAAAACAUAAAGAAAUGAGAGGUGGUUUCAGACUUUCUGUAUUUUAUCACUGCAUGGAUUCGAUAUUUGAGACAGCAUGGAAGAACAUCCAGAAUUCAUUUAAAAAACUACUUGAUUAAUCAGUGUAGUGGGAAAUGUUCACUGAAUGAACAUCGGGUUCAGAUGUGAUUUGCUCUUUCAGUCAUUUGCUGUUUGUUGGUGCUGUGUGCAUUUCUCAAACUUCAGCGCUUUUAGAGGCUUCGAGAAUCAUUCCUGCAAAGCGACAAAAACAUGACACGGUAAGAUACAAACAUACUGCAGGUUUUAUUUUACGUUUGCCAUGACAAUUAGAAAAAUCAUCUGGUGCAUGUGAACAUAAAUCACUUCCCUCAUCCAGCUUCAGUGAGCCAAAGUCACGUCGACGCUGCUAAAGGCGAGCGGUGACGUGCAGGAUGUUUGCGUGAAAACACACUUUCACAACCGCCAAAUAUGAUGACUAAACAAUGGAGAAACGUGUGAGCCACAGGCCAGUAAAGUCAUCAUGCAUGAUAAGUGAGAACAACACAAAGCAAGCCACAAUUCAGUGUCUUCACGUCUGUGGUGCCGUUUGGUAAAAAUGAGUAAGACACCGAUGAAUCCACACAGUUUCACCGUUAUCAUGUUUCUACACCCACGAGUGUUAUAUAGAUUUUAUUUUUCUCUUUCAUUACAAACAUUUACAAAGAUGACAGCCUUAGUAUUAAUGAGCAGUUGAGUACAGCGGUGCUAGAAAUGCCGAAGCCUGUAUAAAGUCGGUGGUCCUAUGUUUGUAGCUGAGCUCUCAUACGGACAAGCCCAGAAUACGAUAAGGUGCAAAUCAUCUCUGUAGAGUUUCGGGUCUGUACACUAUAAUAGAUCAGUCACAAAAUCCCUCAUCGAAUGCAGGCAGAGAUACAACAUUUGUGAUGUCUAUCAUUUAGAAAUAGUGCUUUUCCUGGGCCAAUCUGAGGUAGACAUAACAAAACCACUGAAGCAAAAAGACUGGUGUUUUUGAAAGAUGGCAACUGAGACAGACAUUCUUUUGUAAUGAGCAUACAAGCAUAAGAGCUAACGUAGUAAGUCUGAAGCAAGCUGCUUGUUACAUCGUGACCUUCUCCAGUCUACUGACAACUGCACAAGAGAUCUUACCAGGAGCGAUCAACAAUUAUAAAUUAAACAAAGCAGGAAUCAACUUUGACAUUGUCCUCAGCAGCAGACACGUUGGACAGAGCCGUCAGCAACCGCUGCUCCUGAAAGCAGCACCGAAGCCCCCAAGAGCAACAUGCCGGAGAGAAGCUGAGAUUCUGAGCAGCCGACAUUCAUACAGUGCAUUUCAGCAUACACAGCAGGCCUAACACUAAAAUACACACUCUGUUACAGCAACUUCACACACACACGCGCCUCCACAGUUAUUGCUUGAAAGCAGAACACGCAUACAAAAAACACACAACUCCAGCCAGUAGGUCAGUGCUGCUGAGUGGAGACAAGCAGCAAGGAACAAAAAAAAGUUAACAUGCAGGCACCUUUAAGUCUGCAGAAAGCACCACGAUUUGAAGAAAAUAACACGUUAAGAGUAAUGUGGCACAGGACACAACAAAACAAAAACACGACUUCACGUAAAAAAAAAGCCUCUCAGAUUGCCACAUGUGCCGUUUUCAAGAUAAAAAUGACGACACGUCGAAAAAUACUGAUAAAUGAAACAAAGUCAGGGCUUAGACCUCGGCUGUAUUCCUGCUGCACACAUUCUUUGGUCAUGAAUACAUUAAAUCCAACAGACUCACAAACGCUCUGCCGCACAAAGGAAACGUGCAGUAACUGAUCCGAAGGUCUGUACAGAAACACGCUGGUGCACGAGUCUUUUGACGGAGGGUUUUUCUGAUUUUUAAGAUUAAAAAUCCCUAGAAGGAUGUUUAAU